AGCUUGGGUAUGCCGCCAUGAGUGCACAUGGUGCCCACAAGUCCGCUGCACGAGUCGAGGAGUGUUGUUGAUUGCUACGUGAGUAGGCGCAGGGAGCAAGGUGAACGGAACACGACUUGACAGCGCAAUGCGGCGUAGAUUCAUCCAGGAUUGUGAACGCGGGUCAUGAAACGAUGACUGAACGCGGACCAUCCGGUUAUGCCGUUUUCCCUCCUUCACUGGCAGAGACUCCGCACUCAAGGUUCUGCCACAAGUCUAGCCAAUGAGGUCGACGUGUAACGUGCGUCCCGGUUGGAGACUUAUUCACAUUGCAAUAGUGGCAAGACUUUCAUCUCAGAUAUGUUCCACGAGGAGCCGGAUCAAGAAGGGGCAGGCGCGCAGCCUUGUUGGUGUCUGGUGGAGGAUCGCAUAGAGAUAGCGCCUCUGGUGCUGUCCCAGGUGGGUAUAUGCGUUGACUUCUGGACAGAUAUGCAGCAGACAAUGCUGCCGGGGCCGCAUAUAGCUUGCCAUGACGCACGCACGAGUCAUUUCCAUCUACGACCUUCUGGCGAUCCCCUCAUAUGCAGCUUGCUAUAUCUGUCUAUCGUAGGCCACAACGGCCAUGGCCUCAUGCACAGACGAUGCCACAACUGCGCACGGACGUCCAUCCUUUUUAGGCUAUCGACCGAGUAUCUCACGAUUUCAGUGGGCGCUGUUUGCCUGUGGCGGGAUCGUGUCAAUGCGGUGGAAUACGGCCGCCCUACGUGCGCAUUGCAUUUUCUGCCAGAGAGGAAUUUGUCCUGCCACACAAGCUAUACGCAAUAGGCGAACGUGCGUAGAGUUCACUGCGCUGGCCAAAACAUCGCACCUCGGUAGUAGCACAAGUUGGGGCACGACGCUCUUCUCGUUUGACGACUGCCAACCGAGACGACGACGGCAACG
Molecule: messenger RNA, 921 nt
Organism: Postia placenta MAD-698-R-SB12
Lineage: Eukaryota; Fungi; Basidiomycota; Agaricomycetes; Polyporales; Adustoporiaceae
Exons: 3
Coding region: 340-804 (154 amino acids)
Source: RefSeq, a predicted model, not a curated record